Molecule: messenger RNA, 2286 nt
Organism: Tilletiaria anomala UBC 951
Lineage: Eukaryota; Fungi; Basidiomycota; Exobasidiomycetes; Georgefischeriales; Tilletiariaceae
Product: putative DAK2-dihydroxyacetone kinase
Exons: 4
Coding region: 323-2182 (619 amino acids)
Biological process (GO): glycerol catabolic process
Cellular component (GO): cytosol
Molecular function (GO): glycerone kinase activity; ATP binding
Source: RefSeq, a predicted model, not a curated record
CCUCCUCCCACACAGCCACUAACCCCACGUCACCGACGCCUCACUCAUUAGUCGCCACACUCCGCCUGGCCUGGCCUGCCGUCGAUGGAGAACACAAUGUGACCGCCUCUUGUAAAGUCUAUGAGGAGGGAGCAGCUUGGUGGGGGAGGAGCUGUUGAGCAGGUCGACCACUCAUUGCCCUUCUUUCUUCCCACCGACACGAUCACCGCAACCGUGCUUUUGGGAGCCCCCAACGCUCGUCUUCAUUCCUCAGCCAAGGUAACGGCUCCUCCUUCGAAGCAGUUCUGGUCUUGCGCGCAGCGCCAAGACCCGAACAGCAACUAUGGCGACUAAGCACUUCUUCAAUAACCCCGACGGCCUCGUGCAGCGAGGCAUUCGGGGGAACAUUGCCCUGAACCCGGCCCUGCGAUUCUACGCCCCCGACAAGGUCCUGUACAAUUCGACGCAUGAUCCCAACAAGGUGGCCAUCAUCGCCGGUGGAGGUGCAGGUCACGAGCCCGGCCACGCCGGUGUUGUCGGCCGAGGCAUGCUCACCGUUGCUGUCAGCGGAGAGAUCUUCGCCUCUCCUUCCACCGCACAGAUCUGCACUGGCAUUGACUUGGCCAACUCUGAUGCAGGCGUGGUUUUCGUCGUCAACAACUACACUGGCGACUGUCUUAACUUUGGACUCGCAGCCGAAAAGGCGCGUGCAGCGCGAGCAUUCUCGGGCAACAAGAGCAGCGGUGACGUCGAGAUCGUCAAUGUUUCUGAUGAUGUCGCGGUCGGUCGCCAACGUGGCGGUCUCGUCGGCCGACGAGGCCUUGGCAUCAACAUUUUCACCUGCAAGGCCCUCGGCGCAGCUUCUGAAAUGGGCAUGUGUGCCAAGGAGAUCGCCAACAUCGGCCGCGAGAUAGUCGCGCAAACCGUCACCAUCGGCACAUCGCUUGACCACUGCCACGUGCCCGGCAGGCCGAAGAAGGCCGAUGAGUGGGGCGCGCUUGCACAAGAUGCUUGCGAGAUUGGCAUGGGUAUCCAUAACGAGCCUGGCGUCAAGCACCUCGAGAAGAUGCCUGAGCCUGAUGCACUUAUCAUGGAAAUGCUCAACUACAUGCUCAACCAAGGUGACAAGGACCGUGCAUACGUCGAGUUCAACAAGGAUGAUGCACCCAUCGUUUUCCUGAACAACCUCGGAGGUGUCAGCCAGCUUGAAAUGGGCGCGCUCACCGACGAAGUUCUUACACAGCUUGAGCGCGACUAUGGCCUGUACCCCUCGCGCGUCUUCGCUCACACCUACAUGACCUCCCUUAAUGCACCUGGCUUCGGCAUUUCGCUCGUCAACCAAAAGCAAUUCAAGGCCAAGACGGGCGUUGACUUGCUCGAGCUGAUUGACGCACCAACAGAUGCAUCUGGCUGGGCCGGCGUACAGCAUGGCUGGGGAGCCGCGAGCGGUAAGCCGCGCGACCGCAAGGCGCAAGAGGACGAGGCGGCGAAGGCCGUCGAGCAGGCAAGGCAGAAGAAGAGCAGCGUCUCUGCCCCCGUUCGCAACGGUGCAGCUUCAGAAGGUCUCAUGAAUGCGGACCCGGAACUUGUCAAGAAAGUCAUCAAGGGUGCCUGCGAAGCUGCUGUCGCGGCGGAGCCCGAACUGACCAAGUUCGAUACCAUCGUCGGUGAUGGAGACUGCGGCGAGACGCUCGCUAGCUGCGCCAAUGCGCUCAGCGCUGGUGUCGACGCAGGCAAGGUUGACCUUGCCUCACCCGCUGGAACGUGUCUGUCACUUGGUGCGCUAAUCGAGCGCAAUAUGGGCGGCACGUCCGGCGCGAUCUACGCGCUCUUUUUCACUGGUCUUGUUCAGGGACUCGCGCAAGUGCAGGGCGGAAAGAGCAGCGCGCCAGCAACGCAAAAGGACUGGGGCGCGGCGCUGCUAGUUGCGCUAGAGAACCUGGGUACGCACACGCCUGCGCGGCCGGGCAUGCGCACCCUCGUCGACGCGCUUGACCCCUUCUGCAGGGCCAUGGGCUCCGGCGAGUGCCUCUCCAACGCCGUUGACGCCGCGCGCAAGGGAGCCGAAGAGACCAGGACGCAAACGGCCCGCCUCGGCCGCGCGACGUACGUCGGUGACAAAGGCGGCAACAUGCCGCCUGAUCCCGGCGCAUGGGGCGUCGCUGCUAUCGUCGGUGGGAUUCGGAAGGCACUCGGCGAUUGAGUUGCUCACAAGAGAGCGGGCGCGGUGCGCGAGCGCAACGUUGGCCAACCCCUUUGAUAGCGGCAUGUAAUAAAGAUUGAACUGUACUGAUUCCGUUAGGCCAA